Annulohypoxylon maeteangense is the source of this 897-nucleotide messenger RNA. Its product is annotated as hydroxybutyrate dehydrogenase. Bases 1 to 897 code for a protein of 298 amino acids. The transcript is spliced from 3 exons. NCBI's taxonomy places the organism in Eukaryota, Fungi, Ascomycota, Sordariomycetes, Xylariales, Hypoxylaceae. The record is from RefSeq and is a predicted model, not a curated record.
AUGGCUAAGCAGACUUGGCUUAUCACCGGCUGUUCGAGUGGCUUCGGCGAAGAAUUUGUUCGCCAAUUGACCGCCCAAGGAGACCACGUCAUCGCCACCGGUCGUAAUGCGGAGACACGGCUGGCACACCUGAAGGACACUGGCGCAAGCAUACUAGACCUUGACGUUACCGCUCCGCAAGCCGAAAUAGAUGAAAAGUUCCAACAUGCGUUAGAAGUGUACGGCACAGUCGACGUUCUCGUCAAUAACGCAGGCUUCAUUCAGUGCGGGGCCGUCGAAGAGAUAACUCAGGAGGAAUUACAGCUCUCCAUCGAUACUCAUCUACAUGGACCCCUCAACCUUACGCGUUCCGCUCUCCCACAUUUCCGAGAGAGAGGAUCUGGCUGGUUGGUUUACAUGACCUCUCAGUCGGGGUUUGUCGGCGAGCCAGGGGGUACCGGGUACUGUGCUAGUAAAUUUGCCCUCGAAGGUGCGGUGGAGAGUCUAUCGAAGGAGCUGGCGUGGCUUGCGCCAGGUAUUAAGCCGCUGAUCAUCGAGUCCGGCAUCUUUAAUACCGAAGUAAUGCGCAACAUCCACCACGCAGACUCCCGCGUUCCGUUCUGGAAACCGCUAAACGACGCAGCACGCAUACGUGGACAGGGAAACUAUCAAAAUCCUCCCGGUAACGCUGUCGAGAUGGUCUCCAAAGUUAUCCAGAUUGUGAAAGGGACAGGAGUCGCCGAAAAUAGGGAGAUACCGCUACGUAUCCCGUUUGGGAGCGACUGCUUGGCUGCGUUCCGCGAGAAGCUACAGACUCUGCAGAAGACAUGCGACGAAUGGGAGAGCGUGGCCAAGAGUACCGAUUUCGCAGGCGCAGGGCCACCACUGCCAGACAUACCAAAGAAUGAAACAUCUUGA